AUGGGACGACUCCUCCUCUUCCUCCAGGCCUCCCGGACCCUCCCAGACCCGAGGAGGGGCGCCGUCACCGACAUCGAGGCGGAGCUGCUGUGGCAGAACCGGCCUCACCCUCCCCGGGGCGAUGUCCCAAACCGCCGACCCUACCUGGACUACGGAGAGGUGGAACCACAGGAUCAGCGGCCCAUGCGGCUACAGCCACGUCCACUACCAGGGCGGCAGCUACCAGGGAGAGUACUGGGAGCACUGGGAGCACUGGGACUGCAGGUGGCGUUGCUUCCAGUAGAUGUUGUUGCGGAAAUGUUUUACACCAAGUUGAUUUUUGAGUGCUUUGUUCAGGUCCAUCAGUCCGGAGAGAGAAGGUCUGAGGAGAAGGUCUGGACGUUCCACAGUCUGACUCCUCUGCGGGUGGAGGAGCUGAAGCUGAGUGAAUCUGGGUGGAGUCGGUCGCCUCAUGGUCGCCUCCCGCAGGACUUCCGAGCCGGGGAGCCUCUUCAGAUGGACCAUCCAGAACCCAGGCGCCAACCGGAGCUCCUCCAGCGCAAGACGGGGAAGGCGACCAGCAGCUCCUGCCCGGGCGGCUGGACUCACUACAGGAGACGCUGCUACAUCGUCGGCUCGUCCGUGGCCAGCUGGGCCAGCGCCGAGAGGAGCUGCUCUCUGCUGUUGAACAGCAGCCUGACCAGCGUGCGGUCCAGAAGAGACGUGGUCUGGCUGUGGAAGUUCACAGGGAGGAAGCCAUUUUGGAUCGGUCUGUCUGGGGGUCCGGGUCGCUGGAUGUGGGCUGACGGUCAGACGCUGUCCUUCUCAAACUGA
Molecule: messenger RNA, 813 nt
Organism: Pseudoliparis swirei
Lineage: Eukaryota; Metazoa; Chordata; Actinopteri; Perciformes; Liparidae
Exons: 6
Coding region: 1-813 (270 amino acids)
Source: RefSeq, a predicted model, not a curated record